Messenger RNA from Asterias rubens (European starfish), 1680 nucleotides. RefSeq names its product fructose-2,6-bisphosphatase TIGAR-like. The transcript is spliced from 6 exons. Gene Ontology annotation, biological process: negative regulation of programmed cell death; regulation of pentose-phosphate shunt; fructose 1,6-bisphosphate metabolic process. Gene Ontology annotation, cellular component: cytosol. The record is from RefSeq and is a predicted model, not a curated record. Lineage: Eukaryota; Metazoa; Echinodermata; Asteroidea; Forcipulatida; Asteriidae. Gene Ontology annotation, molecular function: fructose-2,6-bisphosphate 2-phosphatase activity. The coding region runs from base 114 to 1253 and encodes 379 amino acids.
GUGUACAUGCACCCUAAAAAUAGCCGGUCAAAAAAACGAGUGAAAACCGAAGUACUUUGUAGGACUUUGACAUUUCACUCUAUGCAUUCAAGAGGAGAAGGCUCGUCACAGAGAUGGCACGAUUUAUAUUAACUCUCGUGAGACAUGGUCAGACAAUAUACAACCAAGAUGGUAUCAUACAAGGUCAAAUGGACGUACCAUUAUCUGAGGAGGGGAGGAAACAGGUCUGGUUGCUAGGCAAGGCAUUGCAACAUCAUCGAUUCUCAAAAAUCUUCGCCAGUGAUCUGCAAAGAGCUUCAGAGACCGCUCAAGCUGUUGUUGACCUCGGAACAGUUGAAAGGCCAAAGGUCAUCACAGAUCCUAGGUUAAGAGAAAGGGGUUAUGGACGAUUGGAAGGAAUACCCGUCAAAGAGUACCAGGGACACGCCAAGAGGCAGAAGAAGAGAAUCGAGUUUACACCGGAAGGUGGAGAAACUAUUGAACAAGUUAAGAAACGAGCCGUUGAUUUCUUCAAAGACCUGUGUGACGACUUUUUAGAAGGCAAUGCACUUCUUACCCCUCCAGAAAAAUGUAUACCAGCAAAACACCCCCGCCAGGCCGAUGAUGGCUCCAACCCACCAGAUAAAGUGCACACAAAUCCGGGAUCUUCCAUUGCACAAUCAGAGUUGAGUGCUUCCUUUGAAAAGGACAGUCCGCCAGUAGAAUUUACUGUAGGCGAUGAGGAAGAGGUAUUGAGUGAAAGUGCUGAGCCAAUCAAAAGCUGCGAGCUUAGCAGCGAAGAUUUGGCAACGGAGGAACAAACAACUCAAGCCAAGAAGCAUGCAAAGAGUGGAGGAGGGGAAGGUCCUCAUUUUCAUAAACACUCGUCCUCUGGCAGUAAUCAGUACGCCCCCAACGUGACCCUAUCAAACUCUCCCAUGCAUGCAGGAGGGGGCGAGUUGUCUGAGGGUGCUAUUGAGAUAUCAUACUCCGACAGUAGCCUGGGAAGUCAGGGAACCGAUGAUUUUGACGACGACAUUGAUUUGGACGGCAUGGCGGCGGACGUCUUGGUGGUCGCGCAUGGCGUGCUCAUCCGAGAACUGAUGAAGUAUUUCAUCGACGAGCUAAACUGCUUCAUACCCAAGGGUCAGAACUUGGCCAAUCGAGUCACUUUUAACACCGGAAUGUCGCGGUUUCAGGUUGACCUUCUAGACGGGUUCCCAAAGAUGGAAUGUUUAAGCAUUCAUCAGAUUGAUCAUUUGCAUCAACCUUAACUAUAGCAUCAAUAAUCGCUCAAAGUCAGGGGGCACAUCAGGGAGUUUAAACUUAGGAAGCGUCUCAAAAUUUGGGCAUGUUCUAGGUGCAGAGAAAGCGUUCCUGUUGGCACCUUCCCUAUCAGCCAAUGGACCUCCAGAACAUUGGGCUGUACCGUGCAAUGUGCCGAACUUAAGGAACAAUCUUACACGAGAGAAUAUUAUGCGCAUUAGUAAUUGAAAGGUUACAAGAGACCAGAUAAGAAUGUUUCAACCGUUCAAACUUUUGAGAAGCUCCCUUACUAGAAAAUGGGCAUUCCCUUCAGGAAAUGAGAGGUAUUCUUCUGUUUCCCCAGGCCCUUUUUUGAGCGUUUUUUUUUUAAAUAUAGCAGUCGUCGGGAAAAAUUAAUCAGUCAAAGAAAAAACAGUAUUACAUACAUUUUAAUUA